This is a messenger RNA of Lolium rigidum, 1238 nucleotides long. Its product is annotated as RNA exonuclease 4. Gene Ontology annotation, molecular function: nucleic acid binding; 3'-5' exonuclease activity. The record is from RefSeq and is a predicted model, not a curated record. Gene Ontology annotation, cellular component: nucleus. Bases 41 to 898 code for a protein of 285 amino acids. The transcript has 7 exons. Lineage: Eukaryota; Viridiplantae; Streptophyta; Magnoliopsida; Poales; Poaceae. Gene Ontology annotation, biological process: rRNA processing.
CAAACACACCCCCCCCUCAGCUCUCGCGCCGCAAUCGUCCAUGGCGGCGGAGCCGCCGUCUUCCGUAGCGCCGGCGACAGCCGCACACACGAAGCGCACCCCGAAGCGGAAGCCCAAGGCAAAAUCAGCCGGCCCCUCCGCCCUAAACCCUAACUGGGCCCAGCUCCAGUCCAAGCUCCCUGCCUCCACGUUCCUCGGCAAGCGCAAGCGACGCCCCGCCCCGUCUCCGCCCCCUCAGCCGUCCCCUGACCCGGACGCGGCCGAGGUGAGUGUCAAGCUCGAGCCGACCUCUGACGACACCAGCUUGACCAAGGCGUUGGCGCUGGAUUGCGAGAUGGUCGGGGUUGGGGCCGGUGGCAGCAAAAGCGCCCUCGCCAGGGUCACCUUGGUUAACUCCUUUGGCAACGUUGUAUACGAUGAAUAUGUCCGGCCGAUGGAGCGAAUAGUUGACUACCGUACCCAUAUUAGUGGGAUUAGACCUAAGCACAUGAAUAAAGCCAAAGAUUUCUCGGUUGUUCAGAAGGAUGUAGCUGAGCUUAUCACAGGAAGGGUUCUUGUUGGGCAUGCCUUACACCAUGAUCUUAAGGUCCUGCUACUUGGCCACCCAAAGAAAGACAUAAGAGACACCUCAGAAUAUGAGGUUUUCCGACGGGAGGGCAAGCGGAGAUCUCUGAAAGAUUUAGCUGCUCAAGAACUUUCUGUUAAGAUACAACAGCAAGAGCACUGUCCGAUUGAGGAUGCCCGGGCAGCAAUGUUCAUUUACAAGAAGCACAAGAAAGGAUGGGAGAAAAACAGGAAAGAUCAAUUCAGGUUCAAAAACAAGCUCAAGAAACGAGGCAAUAAGAAAUCCGCUGAAGGCAAUGAGAAGGACCCCAAUGUCCCCACAGUUCUUCUAUAGAAUAUAUGGAUGCAGGGAUCUAGGGCUAAGCAGUGUCGUGCUUAACAUGCAUUUUGACAAUGCAGAAGGGCGGCAUGGUAUGUGAGGAUUUCGGACGGAACUCUGCCAAGAACUCAAGAAUGCUAACACAGGAGCCACGGCAUCUGAACUUCCAUAUUACUUGAUGGCGAUCCCGUGGUUCUGUCUGUGUAUCCCGAUUUGUUUCAGGGAAUGGAAUACUGAAUGAAAAUUGUUUAAUGAAACUUUGCACGUGUGGGCAAGUUCUGUAACAGAACAUUUACAUGAUCAAUUGUAAAAUGUUACAGGCGAUAAUAUAGGGUUACUGAAAAUUGCAUUUUGA